Messenger RNA from Selaginella moellendorffii, 1541 nucleotides. RefSeq names its product auxin transporter-like protein 3. Gene Ontology annotation, cellular component: plasma membrane. The transcript is spliced from 7 exons. The record is from RefSeq and is a predicted model, not a curated record. Bases 151 to 1467 code for a protein of 438 amino acids. Lineage: Eukaryota; Viridiplantae; Streptophyta; Lycopodiopsida; Selaginellales; Selaginellaceae.
GCUGUAGACGUCAAUGCUCUUAUGGCUGAGUAUUUGGCAGCGUCUGUAACUUCGAUGAGCAGGAAAUUGUUUUCUCUUCAGCGUUUAGUUGAGCGCCUAGAGCAAUUGAGCGAUUGUUCUUGGAGGGGAUAUGCAAAAUAAGAAUUUCCAAUGGGCAGCAGACAUCCUUGGCAUGAUUUCCUGCUUCGAGUCUUAUGGCAUGGAGGCUCCACAUUCGAUGCCUGGUUAAACAUUUCAUCGGUCAAGAUGGCUUCACGGCUACUCACGAUGCCACAAUCAACUGCACAAAUGGGGCUACCCUCUGCCAUUGCUUAUCAACUGUUUCAGGGAGGAAUGGGAGCGUGGGUUCAACAUGUAAUCGGCAUUCUGUUUUUGAAAUACAGAUUGCACCAUCAGUCAGGUGCUUCAGACAGGACCAGGUUUACAACAACGACACAGCUUCAUGAAGUCAUUGGUGGGCACCUCGGCCCUCGAUGGAGAGCAGUCUCCUUUGUCUUAAACAUUGUCUGUGUCUUCUAUGUAUGCUCUCUCCAGCUUGUUGCUUGCAGCAAUAUUGUCUACAACCUCAACAGAACAUUGGACAAAAGGACUUGGACGUCUGUGUUUACUGCGGUUUUCUCUCUGACAAUCUUUAUUCCAAAUGCUCACAACUAUAGGAUCUGGUCUUUCCUUGGCGUCAUUACAACCACUUACGUUGCUGCAUAUUUGGUAGUAGCGACUCUAGCUCAUGAAAAGGUUGCAGGUGUAAAAUACACAACGCCUCACAGCUACGAGGAGUAUUUCACUGGUCUCUCCGGCUUGACAAUCCUUGGACAUGUUGUUGUCCCUGUAGAAAUUAUGGAUGCAAUGUGGAAGCCUCAAGAGUUUUCGAUGGCCAAUGCCUAUUCGGUGAUCUACAUUCUCUUGGUCACCAUGAUUCCAAGCAUCAGUAUGAACCGCAGAUUUGGGGACAUCCUCCUCAAGCACCCCAAUGCCCUGUCUUUGCUUCCGAGUUCCAAGUUCCGUGAUACCGCCAUAAUUCUCUUGCUGGUGCACCUGUUUAUCAACUUUGGAAUGUACUCCCUUGCCGUGUAUGCAAUGUGGGAGAAGCUACUGCGUGUGCACGACUCACCGAGCUAUGGCAAGAAGAUAUUAUCCAGAGUCCCAGUAUUCCUAGCCUUCUGGCUGACCGCUUUGGCAUUUCCGUUCUUUGGGAUCAUCAGCAAAAUUUUGGACGCCACUUUCAUUAUAUGGAACUUCUAUGUGAUUCCUUGCGCAGCUUACAACCUGGUGUUCUGGUCACGUACUGUGCAGCAACAGUCGAAGUCACUCUCAACUUUUGGCUGGGUGACAGAUUUCAGUUUGAAUCUUGGGGUCAUACUGUGGGUUGUUAUUGUGGAAUGCGGGCUGGCACUAUGGGGUGAUAUGGUUAGCCUUCUCAGCCUAAAAGACGACUUGCGCUUAUUUGCGAAGUGCUACAACUGCUGAGUUGAACCAACAUGGUGAACAGUCGACUCAGAACCAUCUUUCAGCAGCUUCCACUAACACGCCGUUUCAAAGUU